Molecule: messenger RNA, 327 nt
Organism: Dibothriocephalus latus
Lineage: Eukaryota; Metazoa; Platyhelminthes; Cestoda; Diphyllobothriidea; Diphyllobothriidae
Source: the annotation of a GenBank genome assembly
AUGUCCGUUCUCGCCUUCGUCAUAUUACUCACUGUAGUGGGUAUUGUGCUGGGCGUAGUUUUUGGCGUAGCGUCGACGCCCAAAUUUGCCACGGCAACGCCCUGGUGGAGACAUGGCCUUAUCUACCAGCUCAACGUUCCCACUUUUGCCAAUGACGUGGAGGGCGUGAUUGGUCGGCUCAAGGACGCUACGACGCGGAUGGCUUACCUCUCAAAACGGGUAGGCAUACAUUCGCAUUUCCGACUCCUAUUUCGCUACAUUUACUCUAACCGCAAAGAUUUCCCCUUUGACAGGUUCUGCGAUAACCAGGGACACUUCUGCAGUUAA